Messenger RNA from Coregonus clupeaformis (lake whitefish), 2203 nucleotides. Its product is annotated as fatty acyl-CoA reductase 1-like. Gene Ontology annotation, biological process: long-chain fatty-acyl-CoA metabolic process. Gene Ontology annotation, cellular component: peroxisome. The record is from RefSeq and is a predicted model, not a curated record. The coding region runs from base 200 to 1786 and encodes 528 amino acids. NCBI's taxonomy places the organism in Eukaryota, Metazoa, Chordata, Actinopteri, Salmoniformes, Salmonidae. Gene Ontology annotation, molecular function: alcohol-forming very long-chain fatty acyl-CoA reductase (NADP+) activity. The transcript is spliced from 12 exons.
AGAGUGGCCGGCUGGCGCGGUCUAGGACAGUGAAAGUAUUCCACAACGAGACGGUUCGAAGGAGGGGGCAGCAAGAUCUCGAUUCUCCAUUUGAGAGGCGCAUGUUUCUGGGUCGCAAACCUUCAGCCAAAACAUACACACAAGGAUAUCCUAUCCAAGAGCUGCCUUGUGAAGGCUGGGACUGGGACGAGCUACACAGAUGGGAAAGACAGAAGGAGAGACAGGGGCAGACGGCAGCAUGGCGUCUAUCGCUGACUACUACGCAGGCAAGGACGUGCUGAUCACUGGCGCCACGGGCUUCAUGGGCAAGGUGCUGGUGGAGAAACUGCUGCGGUCCUGUCCAGAGGUCCGAACCCUCUACCUCCUGGUCAGGCCCAAGGCUGGACAGUCCAUGCAGGAACGGGUCAGCGUCAUGAUGAAGUGCAAGCUGUUUGACCGUGUGAGGGAGGACAACCCAGACUUCCACCAGAAGAUAGUUCCUAUCAGCAGUGAGUUGACACAGCCUGGCCUGGCCAUCAGUCCUGAGGACGUAGAGAGACUGACCUCCUGCAUCAACAUCGUCUUCCACUGUGCUGCCACCAUCCGCUUCGACGAACCCCUCAAACACGCCCUGCAGCUGAAUGUUAUGGCCACGCAGCAGCUCCUGAGUCUGGCCCAGCAGAUGCACCACCUCCAGGCCUUCAUCCACAUCUCCACAGCCUACGCUAACUGCAACCGCAGGCACAUCGACGAGAUCAUCUACCCACCGCCUGUAGAGCCCAAGAAGCUCAUCGACUCCCUGGAGUGGAUGGAGGACAGCAUCGUCCGUGACAUCACGCCUCGCCUCAUUGGGGACCGCCCCAACACCUACACCUACACCAAAGCCCUGGCAGAGUGCGUGGUCCAGAAGGAGAGCGGCAAGCUCAGCAUCGGCAUCAUCAGACCCUCCAUAGUGGGAGCCAGCUGGCAGGAGCCUUUCCCUGGCUGGAUCGACAACUUCAAUGGACCAAGCGGAGUCUUCAUCGCUGCGGGGAAGGGCAUCCUGCGCACCAUGAGAGCCAACAAUGAUGCGGUGGCUGACCUCAUCCCCGUCGACGUGGUCAUCAACCUGACCCUGGCCGCUGGCUGGUACACGGCAGUGCACAGACCCAAAACAGCUCUGGUCUACAACUGCACAACGGGUGGCAUCAACCCUUUCCACUGGGGAGAGAUCGAGCACCAUGUGAUGUCCAGCUUCAAGAGGAACCCUCUGGAGCAGGCUUUCAGAAGGCCCAAUGCCAACAUCACCUCCAACUACCUGAUGAACCAGUACUGGAUCCUGGUCAGCCACAAGUUCCCUGCCCUCAUCUACGACCUCUACCUGAGACUGUCUGGACAGAAGCCCCAAAUGAUGCGUAUCUUCAACCGGCUGCACAAGGCCAUCGGCCUGCUGGAGUACUUCAGCAGUCAGGACUGGGAGUGGAACUCCGAGAACAUGAACAUGCUGAUGAGCCACCUCAGCCCUGAGGACAGGAAGACAUUCAACUUUGACGUGCGUCAGCUGAACUGGCCAGAGUACAUAGAGAACUACUGCAUCGGCACCAAGAAGUACGUUCUGAAUGAAGACAUGUCAGACAUCCCUGCAGCCAGGCAACACCUCAGGAAGCUGAGGAACAUCCGCUACACAUUCAACACUCUACUGCUGGUGUUCAUCUGGAGGGUGUUCAUCGCCCGCUCCCAGAUGGCCAGGAACAUCUGGUACUUUGUGGUCAGCCUCUGCUUCAAGUUCCUCUCCUACUUCAGGGCCUCCAGCACACUCACCAACUGAUAACCAACUGACCGUUGACCAGCUGACCGCCUCCUCAACCAGACAACACCCCUCAGACCUCCAGCAGUACACAACCCCACUCCUCAACCAGACGACACCCCUCAGACCUCCAGCAGUACACCACCCCACUCCUCAACCAGACGACACCCCUCAGACCUCCAGCAGCACACAACCCCACUCCUCAACCAGACAACAUCCCUCAGACCUCCAGCAGCACACAACCCCACUCCUCAACCAGACGACACCCCUCAGACCUCCAGCAGUACACAACCCCACUCCUCAACCAGACAUUGUUCCUUCUGAUCCUGUUGUACGUCAUACAGUGAAACGACUAUGUAAGUGUUAUUUAUUUUCUAACUACUGCUUUUCUUAAAGCGACAGAUUACAUAUGCAACAAUAAACGCAUUGUAUACUCUC